AGCGGGGCGUCGGGGAGGGCAGCGAUCCUGGUGGAGGAAAUUUGGGAGGAGUGUCGGGGGGUCAGCAACUUAAAAGGGGGAGGGAACUGAGGCUAAGGAGACUUUCGGGAAUGGAAGCGCAAUGUAUGAGGGGAUACCGUGUCUCUGGUUUAAAAGAGCAGGAAGCUGAGUGAGAGGUUGGAGAAGCCUCUUUGCUUAGGCGGAGGUUACAGGUGGUAUCUCGGAAAGAGCUCUGAGGCUGCAGGCUGUAGUCGUGAAGAGAAUCAGAUAACUGUGUGGAAGGGACAGCUUGGGGGUUAGCGACCUGGGGCGAGGGGAGAAGUUAGCUACUUUGUGAGGACUGGCAGGAAUGUGCCUCCUGGCCCUCGGUGCUUCCCCCCUGGGGGGAGGCAUCGUGAGGGACUGUGGAAGGCUCCUCUGAACGCUGAGCGGCGGAGGUCCAACUCCACGUAUGGAUCCAGGGAAUAAGAAUUCAGCCACAGGGGCUGCCGCGAUCAUAGACCUCGAUCCCGACUUCGAACCCCAGAGCCGUCCCCGCUCCUGCACCUGGCCCCUUCCCCGACCAGAGCUCGCUACAGAGCCUCCCGAGCCACCAGAGGUGGAGCCAGGUCUGGGAGAGAAGGUACACACGGAGGGGCGCUCAGAGCCUAUCCUGUUGCCCUCGAGGCUCCCAGAGCCGGCAGGGGGCCCCCAGCCCGGGAUCCUGGGGGCUGUAACAGGUCCUCGGAAGGGAGGCUCCCGCCGGAAUGCCUGGGGAAAUCAGUCAUAUGCAGAACUCAUCAGCCAGGCCAUUGAAAGCGCGCCUGAGAAGCGACUGACACUCGCCCAGAUCUAUGAGUGGAUGGUCCGCACUGUGCCCUACUUCAAGGACAAGGGUGACAGCAACAGCUCAGCAGGAUGGAAGAACUCGAUCCGCCACAACCUGUCCCUGCACAGCAAGUUCAUUAAGGUUCACAACGAGUCCACUGGCAAGAGCUCUUGGUGGAUGCUGAACCCCGAGGGAGGCAAGAGCGGCAAGGCACCCCGCCGCCGGGCAGCCUCCAUGGAUAGCAGCAGCAAGCUGCUCCGGGGCCGCAGCAAGGCCCCCAAGAAGAAGCCAGCUGUGCUGCCAGCUCCACCCGAAGGUGCCACCCCGAUAAGCCCCGUUGGCCACUUUGCCAAGUGGUCAGGCAGCCCUUGCUCUCGAAACCGUGAGGAAGCUGAUGUGUGGACCACCUUCCGUCCACGAAGCAGUUCAAAUGCUAGCACUGUCAGCACCCGGCUCUCCCCCAUGAGGCUAGAGUCUGAGGUGCUGGCAGAGGAGGAAAUACCAGCUUCAGUCAGCAGCUAUGCAGGGGGUGUCCCUCCCACCCUAAACGAAGAUCUUGAGCUGUUAGAUGGGCUCAAUCUCACAUCUCCCCAUUCUCUGCUAUCUCGGAGUAGUCUCUCUGGCUUCUCUUUGCAGCAUCCUGGGGUUACAGGCCCCCUACACACCUACAGCACCUCCCUCUUCAGCCCAGCAGAGGGGCCCCUGUCAGCAGGAGAAGGGUGCUUCUCAAGCUCCCAGUCUCUGGAGGCCCUGCUCACCUCUGAUACACCACCACCCCCUGCUGAUGUCCUCAUGACCCAGGUAGAUCCCAUUCUGUCCCAGGCUCCGACACUUCUGUUGCUGGGGGGGAUGCCUUCCUCCAGUAAGCUAGCCACAGGAGUUGGCCUGUGUCCCAAGCCCCUAGAGGCUCCAGGUCCCAGCAGUCUGGUUCCCGCUCUUUCUAUGAUAGCACCACCUCCAGUCAUGGCGGGUAUUCCUGUCCCUAAGACCCUGGGGACACCUGUGCUCACACCCCCUACUGAAGCUUCGAGCCAAGACAGAAUGCCUCAGGAUCUUGAUCUUGACAUGUAUAUGGAGAACCUGGAGUGUGACAUGGAUAACAUCAUCAGUGACCUCAUGGAUGGGGGUGAGGGACUGGACUUCAACUUUGAGCCAGAUCCCUAAGCCAUGACGGGAAGCUUUGUCCCCUGCACAGAGGAGGAGGCAGGCGUGCCCAUACCACUCUUUACCCUUGACCACUCCCUGGGAAUUUGGGACCCUGCUUUAGAGUUAGGUGGGGUCUGCUCACACAGGUGUUGAAAUUAUAAAGAAAGAGCUGCCCCAUAUAGGAACUAUGGGGGUAGGGAAGGGAGAGGGGAAAAGGAAAUGGCUUAUUCUCACUGUGCCAAUUAGGGUAUGAGGCUGCCUCUCAGGAGUGUCCCUGGCUCCCCCACCCAUUUCCACCCCCUGGGUUUUAUAGCAGGGGCCGGCAAUGCUGUUGGAAAUGUGAAGUCACCAGUGGCCUUACCCUGCCUUUGGGAGCAGGAUUUUUUGUAGUCUUAUCUGAGCUGGUCCAGGCUAACUUGAGCCUGGGAUUUUUAUGCAGUGGCCCCUUAGGCCAGUGGCAUGUGUGUGGGGGUGGGUGGGUAGCAGGGACCUGAAAAGGCCAAGGUCUUAGCAGUGGAGUGACUUGCCUGGCCAAAUCACCCUUGGAAGGCUGCAGAUAAGAAAGGCUUUUUAUAAACUUUUCAAGAAGUAUAAACACCAAUAUAGAGAUUUUUUAACAGUGGCAAGGUGCUAGUGAUGAGAAUGCUUUUUUCUUUCUGAAGGCUUUGUCAUAGUGACAUGAUGCAAACACUACAGACAUUACUUGGGGAAACACAGGGAAGUGGGGGAGAGAACUCCAGGGAGGUGGGAGAUCAGCAGUGGGGAGCAAUAUAGUGAGCAAGGGGAAGUGCUCCCACGUGUUGCAACCAAGUCUAGAACAAGGUCUGUGCAGAACUAGUUUGAAGUUUCCCUAAGGAAAAAUGAAGCCAGGUACCCUCCUUCUGUCACUUUGUGCCUGGGAGUGUGUGGUGUUGGGGUGCAGCCACACUCUCGCCUGACCCACUGUGUGCUAGUGCUCAAGUGGGAGGGUGCAUUGAAGGCCUGGAAUUAGUCUGUGGCCUGGGAAGGGGGAAGGGGGAGAUGAGAAGGGGGGAAGGAUUUAGGGUGGUAAAGUUAGGCACAGAGACCUCCCUGUUCAAGGACCCUCACAGCUGUCUCUGCCCUUCUUCCCCUUGCCUAGCUACAGGGGUUACAUGGAAGUGUGUGUGGUGACAGGCAGGGGGAGGGGAGGAACAGGGAAUUGGGAGCUGGGGAGCUUGGCCAAGGGUCUGGGAAAUGAGUGGGGAUGGAGGGUAAUGUGGAUCAGAUUUACUAGCACCUGCCAGGAAGGCCAUCUGGGGUUCCUUCACCCCAGCCUCCAAAGCAGCCCCUCCCCGUUCUGUGCCCCCGCCUUCCCUUUGCAUUGUCCCCUCCCCCGCCCCUGCUGUGGGUUCCCAUCAUUUCCUGUGUCAGUGCCUGGCCUACCCAGAUUGUAUCAUGUGCAAGAUUGGAGUGGGGAAGUGUGUCAAAUCAAUAAAUGAAUAAAUUCAAUAAAUGCCUAUAACCAGC
Manis javanica (Malayan pangolin) is the source of this 3442-nucleotide messenger RNA. It is a transcript of the gene FOXO4, whose product is annotated as forkhead box O4. Gene Ontology annotation, cellular component: nucleus. Gene Ontology annotation, biological process: regulation of transcription by RNA polymerase II. Gene Ontology annotation, molecular function: RNA polymerase II cis-regulatory region sequence-specific DNA binding; DNA-binding transcription factor activity, RNA polymerase II-specific. The record is from RefSeq and is a predicted model, not a curated record. Lineage: Eukaryota; Metazoa; Chordata; Mammalia; Pholidota; Manidae.